AAGCCCUACCAGUUUCUCAGGAGGAAACUGCAUUGCUUAAAUAUGGGCAAGAUAAGACUUUGUGUUUCUCUGUGUGGCAGCAAGACAGUAGAGGCACCCCUAAAACCCCUGAGAAGGAGCAGUGUGGUCUGGGGUACCCGGGCGGGGCUGACCGAGGGUCUUUCCACAGCCCCCUGCCAGUGCUCCAGGCUGAGCCCCCAAAAAAGGAAGAACUGCGGCUUCCCUGGCAUCACCAGCGACCAGUGCUUUGACAAAGGAUGCUGUUUCGACUCCAGUGUCGCUGGGGUCCCCUGGUGUUUCGAACCCCUCCCGAAGCAAGAGUCGGAGCAGUGCGUCAUGGAGGUCUCAGCCCGAAGAGACUGUGGCUACCGGGGCAUCAGCCCGGAGGAAUGCGCCUCUCGGAAUUGCUGCUUCUCCAACCUCAUCUUUGAAGUGCCCUGGUGCUUCUACCCGAAGUCUGUGGAAGGUAACGUGGCUGUGGGACGCGCCGUCUGGUUCCUGGACACCAUGAUUCCUCGUCCGUCCCUAGACGUGGGGUGCGGGGAGGGCAGCUGCCUCGCUGCCUCAACGCCAUCGAGGCCAGGGCCCCUGCCUCCUAUGGGUUUCUGAAGGCAAUUCCAGAAUGUUCUUGGCAAAGACAGCGUCUUUUCAAUAAGUUUAUAACCUCCAGCAUUGCCACUGUGUCAUCUGUGAUGGUUCUAGAAACAGCAGCUCAUCCCUGUCGCCUCCCCAGGUGUUGCAACGUUAAGGGGGGUUGCCUAUUUUAUUGCAAUCUGAUCUGUGUUUGGAGGCUACUGAGUGUCUUGUGCUGUGCUGGGUACCAGAAAGGGCCCAAUUCAAGCAGACCUGGCCCCUCCUCCCGUGGCCUCCCCGUUCUCGCCCACAUGACCCCGAGUGACAAACGUCCCCCACAACGUCCUGCUCCGGGCAGUCCUGGGAGGGUCCCGCCCACGGAGGGGAAUGGGUCCACUUCUCCCAGCCACUUAGUGACAGUGUGUUCCUGACACAGAGUGUAAUAAGAUAAUAAAAAGACCAAGCAGAUCCAGGAAAAUGGGGAAAGAGCGUGCUGGUCCUUGAAGGAUGCCUUUUCUUAGGAUAUCAAAGUAUUCCAAAGAGCAAAAUAUUUCAUGUUCAGGAUUUUCCGAGUGAUUUUCUUAUGUGACCUAAAGGUCAUAAAAAAGGUCGGGGGAAAUGCGCCCCACAGAGGAAACUCUAGCCUGGGGUGGGGGGAUUUGGUCCCCUUAUAUCCCCUCCCCGGGAAAGGGGCUCCUUCUUCAGUAGGAAGCUCCUGGGCAAAGUGACGUGGGCCCACCCCAGCUUCACAGCCUAGGUGCCCCCAUUUCUGGGGUUCCCUUACCAACCGUCUUGCAUUUAAAUUUCUAGAUUGCCAUUACUAAGAGAGGCUGGUUCCAGAGGAUGCAUCUGGCUCACUGGGUGUUCCAAAACCAAAGAAGAAACUUCAGCUCCUUGUCAUCUUCGUGUUUCAUGAAAUCCUGGGUUUUCUUAAUCAUCUUUUUAUCAUUUUCAAUGGUUUAACAUACCAUUUCUUUAAAUAAAACCCUUAAAAUCUG
Molecule: messenger RNA, 1571 nt
Organism: Cercocebus atys (sooty mangabey)
Lineage: Eukaryota; Metazoa; Chordata; Mammalia; Primates; Cercopithecidae
Gene: TFF2
Product: trefoil factor 2
Exons: 2
Coding region: 43-609 (188 amino acids)
Biological process (GO): chemokine-mediated signaling pathway; negative regulation of gastric acid secretion; maintenance of gastrointestinal epithelium
Molecular function (GO): CXCR4 chemokine receptor binding
Source: RefSeq, a predicted model, not a curated record